AAGACCCAAACCUGCAUGGAUCCGUCCUGCCGCAUUGCUACAGUGUAUUUCGGUGCAGGGGUUGAAAGGAUGAGGAGGGAUGCCUGCUGGAGAUGUGUGCCCUGUGAGGAGCGGCCGCGCUCGCGCUCGCGCUCUCCUCUCCUCCUCCUCCUACAGGCUCGAGAGAACGCGCACAGGCGAGCACACGCGUGGCACGCGACCGAGCGCGUUCGCGAUUAUCGCUUGCGUCACUUCCUGCGCCCGCAGCACGCUGGGAGUCUUUUAGAAACUGGAGCCAGUAUGGAGGACUCUAUUGAGGUCAUGCUCCAGGAACGGAACUCUAAAUUACUGUACCAUUAUCGGAACAACCGAGUCCUUACUUUUGCGGCAGGAGCCAUCUUCUCUGGGCUCUACGGCCUCUGGGCCAUGUUCUGCCUGCCUGGGUUGAAAGUGCCAUUUCGGCUAAAGGUGCCAUUCUUGCCAUCCACAAAAGUUCAGACUGAGAAUGUGAUGAAGUUGCUUGAAGGGAGGCAAGGUUGGCUGGCUGACCUGGGUGCAGGAGAUGGACGAUUGGUGUUUGCAGCAUGCUCUGCAGGAUUUCAGUGCACAGGCUUCGAGAUCAACUCCAUGCUGUUAGCCUACUCUCGAGGCCAAGCAUGGUGGAGAGGGAUACCACACACUCAUGCCACAUUUGUUAAACAGGAUUUCUGGAAGACUGACCUGUCCAAAUACACAAACGUGGUUGCAUUCCUGGCUCCUGCUGUAAUGGCUGAUCUGGAGGAGAAACUCCUGAAGGAACUUCCUGUCGAUGCCCGGGUUGUAGUGUGUUCCUUCCCAUUUCCACACUGGCCCCACAGCUGCACUAUUGGCUCUGGACUGGACCAAGUCUGGGCUUAUAAUGUCUCCAGUGUGCGAGAGACAAGAGACGCGACUUCCUCUUUCAGAACACAUCCCUGAGCCAGCUAACUGAUUUAAAGUUUCUUCUGAGAUGUGUUUGUUCAGUAAUGUUGUGUUCAUAAUGAAGCUCAUAACAAGCAGAUUGCCUCAUGCUAUGAAGUGAUAAUGUGAUUUUCUUGGUCAUAAACAUUUUUGUUUAUAAGAUCACAUUCAUCUCCCUCUAGUCGUGCAGUUCUUUAGCUUUAAUGGAAUAAAAUGUUAAGGUAAGAA
Messenger RNA from Ictalurus furcatus (blue catfish), 1146 nucleotides. RefSeq names its product ATP synthase subunit C lysine N-methyltransferase. Gene Ontology annotation, biological process: positive regulation of proton-transporting ATP synthase activity, rotational mechanism; peptidyl-lysine trimethylation; regulation of mitochondrial ATP synthesis coupled proton transport. Gene Ontology annotation, cellular component: mitochondrion. Gene Ontology annotation, molecular function: protein-lysine N-methyltransferase activity. Lineage: Eukaryota; Metazoa; Chordata; Actinopteri; Siluriformes; Ictaluridae. The record is from RefSeq and is a predicted model, not a curated record. The transcript has 5 exons. Bases 16 to 936 code for a protein of 306 amino acids.